Arachis duranensis is the source of this 579-nucleotide messenger RNA. RefSeq lists its product as uncharacterized. The record is from RefSeq and is a predicted model, not a curated record. The transcript is spliced from 2 exons. The coding region runs from base 1 to 579 and encodes 192 amino acids. NCBI's taxonomy places the organism in Eukaryota, Viridiplantae, Streptophyta, Magnoliopsida, Fabales, Fabaceae.
AUGGCUGCAUCGUAUCUUCCUCUGCCUGCAUCCUGUGAUAUGUAUUGUUUUUCACAGGAUCAAGCUUCCAAUGACCAGUUUGGUUUUAAUAUGUGUUGGGCCAGACUUCAUAGUCUUGGAUAUGGCAUUUCUAUAUCCGAAGACAGUGCCUGUGACUCGGAUGUAUCUGAAUUACUGGUGAAGCCAGUGCAGUUAGUAAGAGGAGAUGAGUUGUUAGACCAUGAAUUUGUCAAUAUUUUGCAUGCACUGCAGGUCAUCCAUUUCUAUUGUUGGCAAGGAUCUGCCUUAAAGACCAAGGCAUUGAAUGUGCACAGGAACGUGCUAAAACUUUCAGAUAAGGACAAGGAGAAGAUCAACUGUCUGAAGUCUGUACUUUUGAAUGAUGAACAUUUGGUAUUGAAGGUUUUUGGGAGUAUGCCUUUGGAAGAAAAUGGAGGCAUUUGCUUUGACUGGACAGGAAUUGUGGCUGCAAUUGCUGCUUGGGAAGAUUAUGUGACGAAGUUAAGUAAACAAAUUCAUUUAGAGUUGCCUUAUUGGAGAAUGCAUGAAUCUAUAUAUACGGUGCAACUUGAUGAGUAG